AUGGGGGGACUCAGUCGACGUCCUUUCUUCCUGCGGAUCGCCUUCGCAGAGGCCCUCCUCGCAGCUGUGGGGCUUAUGGUGGUCCUCAAAUACUUCUUUAACACAGACAGUAGCGCAGUAUCCGAUCUCUUCAGGUCUCGGGGCUCUGAUGAGAACAGACCUAGAUACCCCACUCUAGAAAUUAAUGGGAGAAGAGUAAAGAGCUGGGCGGAGCGUUCUAAUUUUUUGACAGAGAAACAGUGUCGGAAGGAGUAUCCACUGUUGUUUAAACCUAUCGAUGAGGCAGUCGGGAGGGGGAAGUUUGAUUUUUAUAGAGGGCCAGAUGAUUUUACUGCGCUUGUUACAGCGAGAAUAAAGAACAAUAGGUUAUAUGUUAUCAGUACUAGCAAUACGACAAAUAGCCAUGUCAAUGUGAUGCACCGCAAUGCUGCCCUCCAUCAAGUUCACAAAGCCCUCGCAACCUCUCCAGAGCCCCUCCCAGACACCCUCUUCUCCUUCACCCCAGUCGACUACCCCAAGAACAACAGCUGGGUCUACUCCAAAUGGUAUGACCACACCGUGCUUCUAAACCACUGGCCAGUCCCACACUUCGGCCAUUGGUCCUGGCCCGUCAAAUACGUCGGUCCAUUAAUCGAGGUCCUCUCGCAAGUCUCCGAAAUCGAAAGUACCCUCCCCUUCGAAGAAAAAGUUGACAAACUCUUCUGGAGGGGCACUCCUUCCUUCAACCCCAUUCAAAAUCAGAACCUCAGGGGAAAUCUAAUUGGUGCCACCGAAGGCAAAGACUGGGCCGAUACGGGACAAUUAGAGUGGACUGCUUUAGAGAAGGCGAAAAAUAUCGUUCAAAUCCCUGAAAUCUGCAGGUAUAAGUAUAUCGCUUAUACGGAGGGUAUUACAUACUCCGGUCGUCUUCCGUUUCAUAUGCUUUGCGAGAGCGUCAUUAUUACGCCUCCGAUAAAUUAUAUGAUGCACUCGACUCAUUUGAUAAAACCGUUGUUCGCGUGGACACUGGGAUUUCAGAGUUCGAAGAAGAUGGAUAAUUGGGGCAUGAAGAGAUUGAGAAAGGCCUGGCCGAAGGAUUAUAGGCCGGAUGAAGCGAAUGCUAUAUUUGUUUCGCCGGACUGGAGCGAUCUAGAAGAGACAAUAAUGUGGCUCAGAGAGAACCCCAAAAUUGCAAAGGGUAUUGCAGCAAGACAGAAAGAGUUUGCCGUCGAAAAAGGAUACUUGUCAGAGGGUGCGGAGAUGUGCUAUUGGAGGGAGUUGAUUAGAGGGUGGAGCAAAGUCGCAAUACCUACAGGCAGUGGGUGGAACGAACUUGGGUUUCCAUGGGAGACAUUCGCUUUAACAGGAAAGACAGAGUUGAGGUAG
Molecule: messenger RNA, 1365 nt
Organism: Orbilia oligospora ATCC 24927
Lineage: Eukaryota; Fungi; Ascomycota; Orbiliomycetes; Orbiliales; Orbiliaceae
Exons: 3
Coding region: 1-1365 (454 amino acids)
Source: RefSeq, a predicted model, not a curated record